AUGGCCACUUCCGUGUUACAGCUUCCCUGCCAAGUGUAUUGCUCGAGGUUCAGCCCUAAUCGUGCCCAACAGUUAGUGGGAUUCGGGGGGAAGGACGGUGCGGUCUACGUGUAUCCUUUCGAGGAUUAUUCCCGUGCCGCACGCCUGGAAGGCGACGCUUCGCCCUUGACGGCCCUUGCAUUUGAUCCGCAGCAGCACCGUGUGGUGGGUGGAAGUGAUAGUGGUGGCGUUCGUCUUUGGGAUGUCACCACAGAACAGUCUGUUCGCUCGUUUGACGCAGGCCACAAGUCAACUGUUACGGGCGCAGAUUAUCACCGUUACACGGACUUCAUUGCCACCUGUUCGCGAGACAAGAGUCUUCGUAUUUGGGAUACAAGGAAAAAAACAUGUUUGCAGUCUUAUAAAGGGGCAUCAGCACCUCUAUGUGCCACCCAAUUUUCCCCAAAUGGCCGCUGGGCUGCCAGUGGUUGCGCCAAAGGUGUGAUACGAUUGUACGACUUGGUCUCUGGAAAGCAGUUAAAUGAGUUUAGGGCCCAUGAAGGGGCUAUCACAUCUAUACAUUUUCAUCCUGAGCAGUAUUAUAUGGCGGUAGGUAGUAGUGACGGUUCCGUCUCGUUGUGGGAAUUAGAGAAGUUUACGAAGGUCUUUCAGAGCAAUCCGCUCGACACACCCGUUGACGCCGUGCAUCUAUAUGGAAAGAAAUUGCUUUUGGCAGCCUAUCAUGUUUUGCGUGUUUAUGAUUUUACAAUGAUGAGUGACAAUACAGCCAUUGCCAUUGAGUCACCAUGGAAUAUUAUUGGCGACUUAACUUAUUCCUCUCUAUUAGAUGAGGCUUGGUUUGUUGAAUUCAGCAGUGGGGCGGCGACAAUGGGUCGACUUUCUCUUGGGUGUGGCAAAGAUGCCAUUUCCCAUCCUGUAACCUCUAUGGGUACACCGUCAUUGAAGUUCUCUUCUGUAUGGAAGGUGGAGAGAACACCGGGGUCUGCAGGGAAUACAAUACUGAAGCCCCAGCAGCAGCAGAACCAACAGGUGCGUGCUGAAACUGCGCCCACAAGGUCCCCCGAGUUCUUGCCCAACUCGCCAGUAGAAGAUUUACUUGGGUCAAGUGCGUCUAUGCUCUCUGUGCUUCGGCGACGGCUAACACACAUCCGAGUCAUUCGCUCACUCUGGGUGCGUGACUCUUUACAGGCCUUGGAGUAUCUAAAGCGACUCUGUGUAGAUAAAUCGGACUGCGGGGUUUUGACCGACUUUCUGAUGGCGAUGCAACAUAUGCGCAUGAAGGAACGCAUUAACAUUACUACCCUCCCCGAUUUACUCGAUUUGCUUGCGUGCGCCCUAAACAGUGGGCACGAGUCGUCGUUGCUCGCAGCAGUAAAGGUGUUUAGAAGCAUGACCAACAAGUUUCGUGUCAAGAUGGACGAGGCCCGUCGAUUUGCUACAUCCUUCCGCACCGUAGAUGCUGGAGUACCGGAACCAAUGAUGCAGCGAUACGACGAGUUAAACGCGAAGUUCAAGAGUGUUGCAAUUCUCGUAUACAACCUUCACGAAAGGAAAGGUCCUGUCGGCGAGGAAGUUCUUGAGGCUUUACAUGAACUCCCGAAUUUCUUACAAGUGGAGUAG
Messenger RNA from Trypanosoma cruzi, 1620 nucleotides. Its product is annotated as katanin, putative. Gene Ontology annotation, molecular function: microtubule binding. The record is from RefSeq and is a predicted model, not a curated record. NCBI's taxonomy places the organism in Eukaryota, Euglenozoa, Kinetoplastea, Trypanosomatida, Trypanosomatidae. Gene Ontology annotation, biological process: microtubule depolymerization. Gene Ontology annotation, cellular component: katanin complex. Bases 1 to 1620 code for a protein of 539 amino acids. The transcript has a single exon.